Messenger RNA from Cutaneotrichosporon cavernicola, 1686 nucleotides. RefSeq lists its product as uncharacterized. NCBI's taxonomy places the organism in Eukaryota, Fungi, Basidiomycota, Tremellomycetes, Trichosporonales, Trichosporonaceae. Bases 1 to 1686 code for a protein of 561 amino acids. The record is from RefSeq and is a predicted model, not a curated record. The transcript is spliced from 3 exons.
AUGUCGUGGAAUCAAUCGCAGCCAACCCAGCGCUACGCUCCAGUGCCAGGCUUUGAGGACAUGCGGCCACCCUCGAUGGUCGGCACCUCUUCUGUAAACACACCAUCGGUGGACAGCCGGUCUGGGAACGAUCUCGACGAGGUUCCUCCUGCCCACCGCGCUUCACUCUACUCGGACUCUUUCACGGAAGGUUCGCCCCAGUCAACCCCCCCUCCAGCCCAAGACUCUAUGAACCCAGGCUCAUUCGGACGACCUUAUCACAACCAGUACAAUCGCAUGCCCGAUCCAGGCAUGGCCGCAGGAGCUGGCGCGGCGGGCUACAGCGCCUCCCGCGGUGCGCAGCAGCCAUACGUCCCAGAUCAAUCGUACGGGAACGGUGGCGGUGGCGGAUACGGAGGCUACCUACCAAACAACGCCACUGGUAGUGGUUACAGCAACGGCGGCGGCCACACGCCGCAAUCGACCGACGGCAUGACGGCGGACCAGCUCUGGGAGAUGGAGCGCGUUGGUGGGGCCGGUGGGGCAAGCGGUGCUGCCAAGGAGCAGAACUACGCAUACGACGAGAAGCCCAAGAGCCGGAAGAAGUGGUGGUGGAUCAUCGGCGCGCUCAUUGUCAUUGCUGCGAUCGUCGCUGUCGUUGUCGCCGUUGUCCUUACGCAGACCGGGAAGAAGAGCGGCAGCUCGGGAUCUGGCUCCAAGUCUGGCAGCAGCGACGGUACCACGAUUAAGGACCCCAACGACCCCUCCAACUUUGACAAGGACCCCCGUCUCCACCAGGUCUUCUGGGGCAUGGCGUACCAGCCGGACGGCGCGAUCCCUCCCGCGUGCGGUGCAACGCUUGAUGCUGUCAUCAGAGACAUGCAGAUCGUGUCCCAGAUGACGACGCGCUUGCGACUGUACGGUUCCAACUGCAACAUGACGGCACUCGUGCUCGAGGCCAUCAAGCAGACCAAGGUCGACAUGGUGAUCUACCCCGCUAUCUACAUCGACAGCAACACGCAGGCGUACACUGAGCAGACGAACGCAGUUCUUGACGCGUUCCAGACGUACGGCGUCGACAAUGUCGAGGGCCUCGCCGUCGGCAACGAGUGGCUUCUUAACCAGGCAAACGAGGCGCCGAGCGGUGCAAAGUAUCUCAGCGACGUCAAACAGCUCCUCAGCUACGUCACCGAGGUCAAGACCAAGGUCCAGGCGCUUGGUCUCAGCAAGACGCUCCCCAUCGGCACCGGUGACGCCGGCUCUCUCUUCUCGGUUGCGCUCGCGCAAGGCCUCGACUUCUACAUGGCCAACGUCCACCCCUGGUUCGGGAAGGUGCCCAUCGACCAGGCCGCCACCUGGACAUGGGAUUACUUUAUGAACAACGACGUCAUUUACUCUCAGCAGGCCGCCAAUCAGCCGGCCAUGUACAUUGCUGAAACGGGCUGGCCGACCAAGUUCACUACGCCCAAGGGUGACGACACUGGCCAGACCUCGGGCAACCCUCCCAGCGACGCGACUGUGGCCCAGCUCCAGCAGUUCCUUGACACGUUCGUGUGCCAGGCCAACGCCAACCAGACUCACUACUUCUAUUUCGAGCCCUUCGACCAGGAGUGGAAGGAGCCGCUCUACGGCGGUGUCGAGCCCUACUGGGGCAUUUUCGACAAGGACCGCAACAUGAAGAACGUCACCAUCCCCUCCUGCCAGUAG